Molecule: messenger RNA, 1804 nt
Organism: Cryptomeria japonica (Japanese cedar)
Lineage: Eukaryota; Viridiplantae; Streptophyta; Pinopsida; Cupressales; Cupressaceae
Product: protein TUNICAMYCIN INDUCED 1
Exons: 3
Coding region: 223-1464 (413 amino acids)
Source: RefSeq, a predicted model, not a curated record
CUUCACAGAUAACUACCGAACUCCUUUCAUUUGGUUACUUAUUUGUUCAUCUUGAUCUUGGGUUUCAUACCCCGCGAGACUGAUUUUCCCCGUUUCCUCAAGUUUUUCAUUUUCUGAUUCUUCCCCAGUUUUCCAUACACCGAUUUUCCCCAAUUUUCUGAACAUUGAGUUUUCCCAAUUUUCUGAACACCGGUUUUUCCUCAGAUUUCUUUACAGAGGGUAAUGGGUUCUCUAAGUCAAUGGAGGCACUGGUGGUUUGCAGUAAUGGCGAUUUUUUUGCUCGCAGGUGGGCAAGCGGAGCAAUUGUCGGGGACGGAAGUUGCCACCAUGAAAGCCAUUUUUGAGAUGAAGGAUUCCAUAGCUCAAUCGGUGGGAUGGAAAGCUGAGGAAGUUGAAGUUUCGGGUGUAGAUAAACUUGAUUCAAUGUUUGGCCACGCGACGCUUUAUGAGUUCGAUCUUCAAAUCGGGAAGAAUGUUCUUCCUCUGCGGUUGGCUGGAGAUGUCAACUCGUGGCAGGUUUUGGAGGGAGGGUUUGAGAAGGGUUUGGUGGAAGAGGGUCAAAAAUUGACACCGUCUUUGGCCCCCUUUCAGUUGGCUGGUCCGCUUGAAUUGUGGAUACACGAUGCCGAUAAUUUGCGCCUUUCGCUGCCGCAUGAUGUAGAAGCUGGGGUAUUGAAGAAAGUAAUGCUAGCAGAUGGAGCUGUUGUGACGGUUAGAGGUGCCAGAGAACUGACCCUCAGACAGCCCAUCCAGUUGCCUUUACCCCUUAGCAGCACCACUGAGAAUGGUAAUCCAGUUUUCAAACUGAUUGAACUUGCCACAGAGCUAAAGCGUGCUUCUAGUGAUGCAGAAAAACCCUUGUCCCUGCGAAUUGUGGGCCCAACUUCACUUACAGCGUCAUCCAUCAAUGAGCCUGAUUCAACAGAAAAUAAGUUGAAGGUGAAAAGGCUAGCUCCAGGCUCCGUUGAAUUGAGAUCUCGCCAUGAGCGGGAUUCAUCUACUCAAGUAUCCUUUGAGGCUGCUUCCAAUCUACCCACUACCAAUGACAUAUGGAUUUGGCCUCUCCCAUCACUGAAUGGAUCGGAUCCUAAACUUAGUGGCAUCGAGAAACUUUUGAAGUCAAUCCUUGGAUCUAUUAGCGAGAAGAAAGGACCAAUCAGAUUAUUAAAAGCUCAAGCUGCAGCUGCAACUUUUGUCAAAGUGCAGUUUGAACUAGAGAAGAAAGUUGGUGAUGAAAUGUUUAGUGCGAAGGAUUGGAUGGAGUGGAGAACAAAACCCUCUGUUACAAGGUUGCAGUUUGAGUUGACAGGGAAAGUUGAGAGUGAUAAGAUUGUACCUUUAAAAGUGAAACAGAUUGAACCAGUGGAAGUGGUUGAUAGUUUUUCAUCAAGAUUAUUGACAGGAAACACCACAUUUUCUAAAGCUCCAAUCUUGUAUCGACCACCCUCACCAUUCAGUCUGUAAGGAGGGGAUCAAAGGCCUUGACCAAAGGGUAUAUGGUACUUUCCUCUGUAUCAUAUGUAAAUACUCACACCUGUUCUGCGACUUGAGACUAAGAAGACUUUGCCCGUCUCUUCUAUCCAUGGAUUCAAAUGUUUAUUAUUGCUUCAAGUAUUCCCCAAAGAAAGUUAUUAUUCUUUAGUGGUAAUAACAAUUGACUCUGUUUGGAGCAAGGUGUGUUUUCUUGAAUUAAAAAGAAUGUUUUUCUUUACAAUAUGAAACAAUUUCUGGACUGAAAGUCCAUAAGAAAAUUGUCACAAUAAUGUACAUUUUUUUCAAAUUAUAUUGCACUAGUCUUUCACAA